AUGGGAAGAGAGGUGGAGGGGUUUAUAUUGGAGUUUGGAAAAGAGGAAAGGCUAGUGGACCCACCACUAUUUGGCAACACGUCAAAUUGUGAUAUUAAUAAGGAUUGGUGCAGCCACGUAAGCAACGCCAAUAAUGGGUUGGAAGAUGAUGGGUUCGAUGCCGACGACUGGUCAAAGGGACCACCAAAUUCACAGGCUCACAGCGCCAUCCACUCCCCCCACCCACCAUGUCUUGUUCUUCGUGCUUUCGAUUUCCCGUGCAACAGUGUCUUAAACCAUGCUUUUACCAUCCAUUAA
Molecule: messenger RNA, 297 nt
Organism: Sphenostylis stenocarpa
Lineage: Eukaryota; Viridiplantae; Streptophyta; Magnoliopsida; Fabales; Fabaceae
Source: the annotation of a GenBank genome assembly